Molecule: messenger RNA, 3237 nt
Organism: Molossus molossus (Pallas's mastiff bat)
Lineage: Eukaryota; Metazoa; Chordata; Mammalia; Chiroptera; Molossidae
Gene: ZBTB1
Product: zinc finger and BTB domain containing 1
Exons: 3
Coding region: 384-2318 (644 amino acids)
Biological process (GO): regulation of immune system process; regulation of cytokine production; negative regulation of transcription by RNA polymerase II
Molecular function (GO): protein binding
Source: RefSeq, a predicted model, not a curated record
CGCAGAAACUUGUUGCAACAACAGGCGACCGCGGGUGCCCCUAGCAGCCAGCGGCGGAGUGGGUGGGCGGGCGAGAGGGAGGGGAAGGCUGGCGGACGCCGCAGCGAACUGGUGGGCAGACCCGAAGUCGCCGCGUAAGCGGGGCCGGCUCAGUGCGGUGCGGCAGGCGCGGCUGUGCGGCAGCGGAAGUCCUUUGUUGCAGCACAGUCCCUGGCAGAGCCAGAACCUCUCCGCGCAGCCCAGCCCGAGCGCCGCGCUUCGCCGCCACUGCAGCUCGCGGCCCCUUCGCCUCCGCCCGCCUUUCGCGUGGCUGAUUUGCCUUAAACUACGUAAAAUCUCCGCAACCCCGGUUCCCGCUGCGGCUGGUCUCUAAUUAAUAGAAGAUGGCAAAGCCCAGCCACAGCAGCUACGUCCUUCAGCAGCUAAACAACCAAAGAGAAUGGGGUUUUCUCUGUGACUGUUGUAUUGCAAUUGAUGACAUUUACUUUCAAGCACACAAGGCUGUUCUAGCUGCUUGUAGCUCCUAUUUUAGAAUGUUUUUCAUGAACCAUCAGCAUAGUACUGCACAACUGAAUCUCAGCAACAUGAAAAUUAGUGCUGAGUGUUUUGAUCUCAUUUUGCAAUUUAUGUAUUUAGGAAAAAUUAUGACAGCUCCCUCCAGUUUUGAGCAGUUUAAAGUGGCAAUGAAUUACCUACAGCUGUACAAUGUUCCUGAUUGCUUAGAAGACAUACAGGAUGCAGAUUGUUCUAGUUCAAAAUGUUCAUCUUCUGCUUCUAGCAAACAGAACAGCAAAAUGAUAUUUGGGGUAAGAAUGUAUGAAGAUACUGUGGCUAGAAAUGGCAAUGAAGCCAAUAGGUGGUGUGCAGAGCCAAGUUCAACAGUAAAUACACCACAUAACAGAGAGCCCGAUGAAGAGUCUUUACAAUUAGGUAAUUUUCCUGAACCACUAUUUGAUGUAUGUAAAAAAAGUUCUGUGUCCAAAUUAUCUACUCCAAAAGAACGUGUAUCACGACGUUUUGGACGAAGUUUUACCUGUGAUAGUUGUGGAUUUGGCUUUAGCUGUGAAAAAUUAUUAGAUGAACAUGUGUUAACUUGUACUAAUAGACAUUCAUACCAAAACACGAGAUCCUAUCACAGAAUAGUAGAUGUUAGAGAUGGGAAAGACAGUAAUAUCAAAGCUGAAUUUGGUGAAAAGGAUUCUCCUAAGACAUUUUCUGCACAGACGGACAAAUUCAGAGGAGAUACAAGCCAGGCUGCUGAUGAUUCUACUUCAACCACUGGAAGCAGAAAGAGUAGCACAGUGGAGUCUGAACUAGCCAGUGAAGAAAAAAGCAGAGCUGCUGAGAGGAAAAGAAUCAUCAUCAAGAUGGAGCCAGAAGAUAUUCCUACAGAUGACCUGAAAGAUUUUAACAUUAUUAAAGUUACUGAUAAAGAUUGUAAUGAAUCCACUGACAACGAUGAAUUAGAAGAUGAACCCGAAGAGCCAUUUUAUAGAUACUAUGUUGAAGAAGAUGUCAGUAUUAAAAAAAGUGGUAGGAAAACUCUAAAACCUCGGAUGUCGAUAAAUGCUGAUGAAAGAGGUGGUUUAGAAAAUACGAGGCCACCUAACAACAGCAGUCCAGUACAAGAGGAUACUGAAAAUGCAUCUUGUGAGCUGUGUGGACUCACAAUAACUGAGGAGGAUCUGUCAUCUCAUUACUUAGCCAAACACAUUGAAAAUAUCUGUGCAUGUGGUAAAUGUGGACAAAUACUUGUGAAGGGUAGACAACUUCAGGAACAUGCUCAAAGAUGUGGAGAACCCCAAGAUCUGACAAUGAAUGGGUUAGGAAAUACUGAGGAGAAAAUGGACAUGGAAGAGAAUCCUGAUGAGCAGUCUGAAAUAAGAGAUAUGUUUGUUGAAAUGUUGGAUGAUUUUAGGGACAAUCAUUUCCCAAUAAACAGUAUCCAAAAAAAGCAGUUAUUUAAACAUUCUGCCUGUCCUUUUCGAUGCCCUAAUUGUGGCCAGCGUUUUGAAACUGAAAAUCUAGUGGUUGAACAUAUGUCUAGCUGCCUAGACCAAGAUAUGUUUAAGAAUGCCAUCAUGGAAGAAAAUGAAAGAGAUCACAGACGAAAACAUUUUUGUAAUCUAUGUGGAAAAGGAUUUUAUCAACGGUGUCACCUAAGAGAACACUAUACUGUUCAUACUAAGGAAAAACAGUUUGUGUGUCAGACAUGUGGAAAGCAGUUUUUAAGAGAACGUCAGUUGAGACUGCACAAUGAUAUGCACAAAGGCAUGGCCAGUGGUGAAAUAGGGCCUUCUAUACCUCUGGAGAAGUGAGAUCUGAAUUUGGAGAGGACAUGGGGAAGAAUCAAUCUUCAACAGAUAAUCUUUAAGUCCAGACCCAGGAAUAUCAGAUCUGAAGUGACACCAUCUUUUCUGUCUUCCUGACAAACCUCAUCAGCCCCCAAAGUUCCAGUUGCAAGCAUCCAAGAAAACUCAGUAAAGAUCACUUUGAAAUCACUUGUGACAAAACUGAUUUAUGAUGACUCUCCUAGUAUUUGUGGAAAAUCUGCUGAAGAAAAGUAGAAUAUUCAUAAGACAUCAGUGGGUCAAGUUACAAUAAAAUGAAACUAUAUGCUAAUUAUCUUCAAGAGUCCCUUCUAAAAGGCUUGCUAGGCUACUGUAAAUAUAUUAUAAAUAGAAAUAGCUGUGUAAACGUAACUGUGUAAACAAUUCUAAAUUUAAAAUAAUCUGAAUCAAAGUUUACAUAUUAUGAAAUGCUUACACAGUUUAAAAAAUACAUCAAAAUCUAUAGAGUAUAAAUAAAAGUAAGUGCAGAGAAAAACAGCAAGACCAAUAUUUUAACAAGAAAAGAUAAUCUAGUUAUUACUCACUAUAAUGUAACAUUUGCCCUUCUUUUAUACUGUAUAUGUUACAAACUUGAUCAUUAAUAUUAAUGAAGCUAAGUCUGUUAACUUGAAGGAAAAACAGAAGUGGUAUUACUUCUUCAAUAGUGGUAGAUUUUCACAAAUCACAGACACCUAAAAAGACUAUAUCUUAAGACACAUUAUUUUCUUUUGAACUUAGCAGUAUAACCUAAUAGGACAGAGUGAGUUUCUGUUAAACAUUUGUUCUCAGUAUUAAUGUUUCUCAGUUUUCAAGUUUCGAGAUAAAAUUUAACUAAGUAUUGAAUAAAACAAUGGUUAACAUCUUUUAUAGAUCUUUCAUGGGGAAAUAAAAUGUUGGUGAAAUUUUA